Molecule: messenger RNA, 1197 nt
Organism: Acanthosepion pharaonis
Lineage: Eukaryota; Metazoa; Mollusca; Cephalopoda; Sepiida; Sepiidae
Source: the annotation of a GenBank genome assembly
AUGUUUCUCUUAUUUAUUUCUUUUCUUUUCUUUCACUAUCAAUUUCUUCUCAUUUCUUAUUUCCGUCUUUUUUCUUUUCCACUUUACUUAACUUUUCUUCUGAAAUUUUUAACUUUUUUUUCUCUCUAUCUUCAAACCAUUCUUCAUGUUUACCUUUCUCAAUCCUGUUCUUUCAUUCCUUUUCCAUUUUCGUAUCUCUUUCUUCUUCAUUGCUUAAACAUUUUCAGUUUCUUUCUUUCCUCUUCAUUUCUUUUUUGUUCUUUGUUUUUCACACACCUUCUUUUAUUUGUUUACUUCCUAUUAAGUUUUCUUACAUUCCCUUCCUUCCUUCCUUCCUUCCUUCCUUCCUUCCUUCCUUCCUUCCUUCCUUCCUUCCUUCCUUCCUUCCUUCCUUCCUUCCUCCCUCCCUCCCUCCAAUUUAGGCUUUAUUCCUUCUUCGAUCUCUUUAUUCUUUCAUUCCUUUCUUCUUUCCCAUCCCCCAUUCUUUCUUUCUCUCUUCCUUUAAUCCUUCCUUCCUACAUUUUUCCUUUUCUUCCUCACUCACUUUACUCAUUCCUUGUUUCCUUCAUACCUCCCUUCUGUUACUUUCUUUCUUCUUUCCUUUUGUCCUUCCUUCCUUCUUUCCUUUCUUUCUUAUUUCUUUCUGUCUUUCCUUCUUUCCUUCUUUUCUCUCUUUCUUCCUUUCUUUCUUAUUUCCUUCUGUUCUUCUUUCCUUCUUUUCUCUCUUUCUUCCUUUCUUUCUUAUUUCUUUCUGUCCUUCCUUCUUUCCUUCUUUUCUCUCUUUCUUCCUUUCUUUCUUAUUUCCUUCUAUCUUUCUUUUCUCUCUUUCUUCCUUUCUUUCUUGUUUCCUUCUGUCCUUCUUUCCUUCUUUUCUCUCUUUCUUCCUUUCUUUCUUGUUUCCUUCUGUCCUUCUUUCCUUCUUUUCUCUCUUUCUUCCUUUCUUUCUUGUUUCCUUCUGUCCUUCUUUCCUUCUUUUCUCUCUUUCUUCCUUUCUUUCUUAUUUCUUUCUGUCCUUCCUUCUUUCCUUCAUUUCUCUCUUUCUUCCUUUCUUUCUUAUUUCUUUCUGUCCUUCCUUCUUUCCUUCAUUUCUCUCUUUCUUCCUUAUUUAGUUCUGUCCUUCCUUCUUUUCUCUCUUCCUUUCUCUUUCUCUUUUCAUCACUCUUAUGUCUCUAUUAUUUCUUGGUUUCUUUACAUUAA